AUGAACCAGGUAAAUGAAAGCAUCCCACAGGAGUUCAUCCUCUUAGGUUUCUCAGAUCGACCAUGGCUGGAGCUCCCACUCUUUGUGGUCUUCCUGGUUUCCUAUAUCUUGACUAUCUUUGGCAAUCUGGCAAUAAUUCUUGUGUCUUAUCUGGACCCCAAACUCCAUACCCCUAUGUACUUUUUUCUUACCAAUCUGUCACUCCUGGACCUUUGCUAUACCACAAGUACAGUUCCACAGAUGCUGGUAAACAUAUGCAGCACCAGGAAGGUGAUUAGUUAUGGUGGCUGUGUGGCCCAGCUCUUCAUUUUCCUGGCCUUGGGUUCCACUGAAUGUCUUCUCUUGGCUGUCAUGUCUUUUGAUAGGUUUGUAGCUAUUUGUCGGCCUCUCUAUUACUCAGUUAUCAUGCACCAAAGGCUGUGCCUCCAGCUGGCGGCUGCAUCCUGGCUCAGUGGCUUUGGCAACUCAGUGUUGCAAUCCACCUGGACCCUUCAGAUGCCUCUCUGUGGCCAUAGAGAAGUAGAUCACUUCUUUUGUGAAGUCCCUGCUCUGCUCAAGUUGUCCUGUGUAGACACAACAGCAAACGAGGCUGAACUAUUCUUUAUCAGUGUGCUGUUCCUUCUAAUACCUGUAACGUUCAUCCUUAUAUCUUAUGGUUUUAUUGUCCAAGCAGUGUUGAGGAUUCAGUCAGCCAAAGGCCGGCGAAAAGCGUUUGGCACCUGUGGCUCCCAUCUAAUUGUGGUGUCACUGUUUUAUGGCACUGCUAUCUACAUGUAUCUGCAACCACCAUCACCCAACUCAAAGGACCGGGGGAAGAUGGUGUCCCUCUUCUAUGGAAUCAUCACGCCCAUGUUGAACCCCCUUAUAUACACACUAAGAAACAAAGAUGUAAAGGGAGCAUUUAGGAGGUUGAUUCUGAGGAUCUUCUUAAUCAAGAAAUAG
Molecule: messenger RNA, 942 nt
Organism: Nyctereutes procyonoides (raccoon dog)
Lineage: Eukaryota; Metazoa; Chordata; Mammalia; Carnivora; Canidae
Product: olfactory receptor 2B2
Exons: 1
Coding region: 1-942 (313 amino acids)
Biological process (GO): G protein-coupled receptor signaling pathway
Cellular component (GO): membrane
Molecular function (GO): olfactory receptor activity; G protein-coupled receptor activity
Source: RefSeq, a predicted model, not a curated record